Messenger RNA from Alternaria metachromatica, 450 nucleotides. RefSeq lists its product as uncharacterized. The coding region runs from base 1 to 450 and encodes 149 amino acids. The transcript has 2 exons. The record is from RefSeq and is a predicted model, not a curated record. NCBI's taxonomy places the organism in Eukaryota, Fungi, Ascomycota, Dothideomycetes, Pleosporales, Pleosporaceae.
AUGACCCUUGCUCUGACUCGCUACCGCCAUCCGCGUUCCGCUCGUGGCAUCGGCUUCAAUGAGCCGCGCACUCGUCGCACUCGCGCGAAGCUUCGAAUCCCGGCGGGUUACACCAAAGAAACCUACAAAGUCGACUGCCUGAUCGAUAAGAGAUACCCAGAGAACUCCGACGAACCGGAGUAUCUUGUGCGAUGGGCUGGGGUGGACGAGAACGGCAAUAAGUGGCUGUCGACCUGGGGGAUCGCGAGCGUGAUAGGAGAUGUCUCGAUCGAGGAGUACGAGGCUAGGCAUGCGCAGCGCGAGCAUGAGGAGAUGGACGUCGUUACUGCAGCCGAGGCCUCCCCCGAGCCCGGUCCCUCUACCAUCGACAACGCCCACGCCCCGGCGCUUCCAGCCACGCCAGCCAUACAGGCAAGGAUGAUGAAGAACACAAAGGACAAAGAGAAGUAG